CUCGAUCACAGGAUCUGUGGGCUCUCCUGUCACCAUGGGGGACGUGGUUUCCUCUCACCUGGAUGAGAGCAGGCGGGAGAUGAUCACAGCUCGGACCAGAGAUGUGAUGAAGGAGUUCAGUGAUGUGUACGAGCAGCAGUACGCAGUCGCUCUCUUCAACAGCGUCCGCUUCGAGAUAGAAGGAGGAGGAGGAACGCAGUCACAGCUGCUUCACAGGAAGGACCCUCUGGCAGGCCGGUCAAUCUUCUCAGGGAGUCUGUUUCAGUAUCUGGAGGAGAAUCGGAAGUGGAGGAAUCGCUUUGCAUCGGUGCCAAACAGCUACACCAUCAGCCUCCAUGAGAGCAAAACAGCACACGAACGAGGCCUUCACCCGAAAGGAACCAUCAACUGUGCUGGGUACAAGGCCCUGACCUCAAUAGAGGAAUACAUGGAGCUGAUUAAUACCAGCCUGCCAGGUGUCAAGGCCAAAGUGGGCAGUAAUCCGUUCAUCAAGUGUGCGACCCAGUUCCCCCUCAUCCUGUGGCACCCGUACGCCUGCCACUACUACUUCUGUGUGAUGACUGAGAAGGAGCAGACGAAGUGGCACGCAGUGCUGCAGGACUGUGUCAGACACAGUAACAAUGGUCUGUCAGAGGACAGCACUGUUCAAACGCCAGCCUUCACUGACUCGGUGAGACUUCACAGACAAGCCAAGGGACACUACGGGACCUGGGACAUGAUGUGCGGAAAGCCCCCACAGAUUCUUGCUAAUCUGGUGAUGGAGACCCUCCAUCCGGAGAUGAGAAACGUUAUUGCACCUCGCCUGAGGGGGAAGCUGCAGCAGAGGCAGAGGCACUGGAUGUUGAUCUCCAAUGCACUGUACAGGCAGGUGUUGUCUCAGACCACCGGCCAGUAUGAAGCACUGGUCAAAGGCUGUGAGGCCCAGAGAGCUCCGCUGGACGCCAGACUGCGAACCGACAUGGACCAGAUCAUCACGUCCAAGGAGCAUGUCAGCAGCAAGAUGCGAGCUCUGGUGUUGCCCAAGGCGGAGCAGGUCCUUCGGACGAACGUCCAGCCCUACAUCAGCUCCAUCCUGGAGGCCCUGAUGGAGCCCACCAGCCGGGGUUUCUCCGAGGUCAGGGAGAUUUUCUACAGGGAGCUGGUGGAGAUCAGCAAGAACUCGCUCAACGGAGGGGGGAAAGACAAACUGGGAGAUCACAUGGAGAGGCUGUCCAUGCUCGCCCUCCACCCGGUAAAGAUGCAGAGCUGCUAUGAGAAGGUGGAGCAGCUCAAUCUGGAGGGGCUGCAGCAAAGGUUCGAAGUGGCCAACCCCUCGGUGUUCGUCAACAGGGCUCAGAUCCUCAUGGGGGAGCAAAUGGACAAUGCAGUUUACACAUUUGAGCAGCUGCUCAACCAGUCUUUAGAGACCCAGGGAGAAGAUGACAUGUGCAAGACCAUCCAGCGAUGCCAGGACAGGGUUCUCAAGAAAUAUGAUUAUGACAGCAGCACAGUGCGCAAGAAGUUCUUCAGAGAGGCUCUGCUGCAGAUCAUCAUCCCAUACAUGCUGCAGCAACUCUCGCCAUCCUUCAAACCUGAGCUGCUUCGCUUCAAAGAGCUGAUCUUCGAGGACUUCUCCCGCUUCCUAUUGGUGGAAAAUAUGUUUGAGGAGAUUGUGCUGCAGUCGGUCUCCAAGGAUAUAAUGAUGGCUGUGAAGGAGGCAGCCGUCCAGAGGAGACACAACCUCUACAGGGACAGCAUCAUUCUGACCAACAGCGACCCCAACCUGCACCUGCUCGGAGAAACCCCUCAGGUAGACUGGUCUGCUAAAUUCGGGGGCGAUGAGCCGGAGGGCUCCGUUGGUGGCGGCAGACCUGAAGGAGGGGGUUCUGGGAGCAGACGCAGGCAGGUGGUGUCCAUGAUCCAGCUGGACGGGUUGCCUCUGCCCUUCGAGUCCUGCCUGGAGGUCCCAGGUGUGGAGCUCAUCCCUGAGGAGGACGGCGAGGUGUCUGAGGGCAUGGAGGAGGACCGAGGGGAGGAUGAGGAGGAUCUAGGCCUGCAGGAGGGACCCAAGUCUCCCGACAGCGUAACUGGAAUCAGAGACCUGAUUAAUCCAGUGGUGCAGGUGGCGCUUCCCGUGACGGAGGAGAUCCAGAGCGACAUGACCAACGGGACGGAGCCGACCACGGGCACCCUCACCUGGGAGGAUGGGGUUCAGGAGGAUGUGACACAUGUCACCACCAUGGUGGAGGACGUCCCCAGGAAAUCUCUGCGGGACAAGAUGUCCACGCAGACAAUCGUCCAGCAGCUGGUAGGAAGCAUGAAGCAGGAAGCCAAUGAGGAGCGCCAGGAGGAAGCAGCCAUCAAGAGCGCCAUCGAGGAAAUAGAGAUGGCGGUGCAGGAAGAUGACAGCGAAAGGAUUGCUGAGAUCUCUGCAACAGAAUCAGAUAAUGAGUCGUCGCCAGCGCCAGCACCAGCACCAGCACCAGCACCGGCUUCAGACUCCAGCUCGCACAACGACAGUGGCUUCCAGUCACCGACCAAUGUGGGGCUGGAUGAAGGUGAGCCUCAGCCAAUCACAAACGGUCUGAGUGUGGAGGACAAAAUCAUCGACCCGGUAGAGGUGGAAGUGAUUUUGGCGUAGGAAGACAAUCC
Molecule: messenger RNA, 2631 nt
Organism: Anoplopoma fimbria (sablefish)
Lineage: Eukaryota; Metazoa; Chordata; Actinopteri; Perciformes; Anoplopomatidae
Gene: niban2a
Product: niban apoptosis regulator 2a
Exons: 14
Coding region: 35-2620 (861 amino acids)
Source: RefSeq, a predicted model, not a curated record